GACGCCGUGCUGACGAAAGUGUGCGGGACCAGCUGUCACGGCGCGCGAAAGAUCAAAAUUUUCAUUCGGCGGGAGGGAGACAAACCGUCCAAGUAAGCGGAGUCUAAAUGUUUGCCCAAACACCGAAAUAGCGUUUUGUCACGCAGACUUCGGGAUCGUAACGUCUGUUUGUGGCUGCCACCUUUCAACGAAGCGUCGCUUUAUUCCGCCCAAGGACGUAAACGAGGCUGCGUGUGGAGAUGAGCUUCGUCCUCGCUCAACAACAGGUGGAGCAGCUCCCAGCCGUUAUUCAGACUGCAGCAGAAAGCGACUCAGACAGCGGGAUGGGCUCACCGGUGCUGGAUGUGAAUGCAGAGAGCGUGGACGGUAAAGCACAGCUUCAAGAUUCAGACGAGGACGAAGCGGUCGCCGCCCACAGGAAGCCUCGCCGCAACGCCAUCAGAGACAGCGACAGCGAGGACGAGCAGGCCGAGAACGGCGGGAUGGCGGCCGAGGCGCUAGCUGCCUCCAGCGGGGAGGUGGGAGAGGAGGAAGAAGAGGAGGAGGGGAGGAAGGUGACCGGCCUGCAGAAGAGCAGAAGGAUCAGCCGCCCUCCCGUCGACAGCGACGACAGUGAGCCUGAACAGGAGAGGAGUCAAGAGACGGAGGAGGCGAAGAAGAAGAGGGAGAAGAGUCGGAGGCGUCGAGACAGAAGGGACAAAGCCAGCAAGGCCGUGGAGAAACUGAAGAGGAGAGAAAGGCCGUCUGAACUGAGCGAGGACUCGUCGGCUCCUCGACCUCUGGACGACAGCGGCUGUCUGCUGGGCGACCCCGACCUCUUCGACACGGGGCUGGGCGAUGAAGACGAGGAGGAGGAGGAGGAGUCUCUGGAUGCAAUCCGAGCUGCCAUCAAGAACAAGAUGAAGAAACAUCAGGACCCCCUGCUGGGCGACGACGAGCUGAACGACGGCGAAGAGGCUCCCGAGAAACCGCAGCGUGUGGAGCGAAAAGCCGCCCGAGCCAGCAAGGACGCCAUGAAGCAGCUGCACAGCGAGUCUCAGCGGCUGGUCCGAGAAUCCACCCUGGGGCUUCCUUACCACAUGCCGGAGCCCAAAACCAUCGACCAGUUCUUCAGGAGGAGAGCCCGGCCGGACGGGCCCGCCAUGGCGCUCAUCAAGUCGACGAAGUACUCCAAGAUGUUGCUGGAGACGGCCCCGCCCCCAGUCCCGCCCCCUCCUCCUCCGGCCUCAGACCAACCCUCCCCUCUCACCCCUCCCUCUCUGGAGGCCCCGCCCCUGCUCCAGGCUCCGCCCGCCUCUCCGUCACCGGAGGGCGUGGCUCCGGGUCCGGAUCAGGAUUCUGGCCCCUUGCUCUUCCUCUCGGAGAGUUUAGGGGAAACGCCCUCAGAGGAAGUGAAGUCUGACCCUGCAGAGGAUCCCGUGGCUCCGCCCACUGAUCAGGACCAUGCGGCGGCGGUAUCCCCGGCCUCCGAGGCUCCGAUCGAACCCGCCGAGCCUCAGGUCGACUCGGCGGCGCCUGAGCAGCAGCUCUCCAGGCCGAAGAGGGACCGCCUGUCCCGCCUGACGGAGCUGGGCCUGAAGCCGCCGCCCAUCGCCAGACUGGUCCCUGACGACGGCGCCUUCGUCCAGCUGGAGCCGCCGCCGCUCAACCCCGGCCUGGAGGCUCUGAAGGAGCGCUACCUCCGCCACGUGCACGCCCCCGCGCGCACGCAGGGAGAGCGCACGCUGCAGCUGAGCGUCGUCCGCAAGGAGACGACGGCGUCCGGCCAGGAGGAGCUGCGGGCCGAGUCCGUGAGCGUCACGGUGAAGGACGGCGCCGAGGAGCCCGCCGCCGCCGCCGGCAAGCCAGGAGAGAAGCUGCUGACGCUGAAGCAGCGCCUGCAGCUCGUCAUGGCCCGGCGGCGGCGGGAGGAGCGGGAGCGCAAGGCCGAGCUGAACCGCCUCGACAACGAGGACUGUGGCGAGGAAGAGGAGGAGGAGGAAGACAUGACGGACGAGUCCGAGGAUGAAGAGGGAGUCGACGAGCUUCUGGGAGGAGGCGACGGCGCGGAGGAGGAAGAGGAGGAAGAGGAAGGCAGCGUGGCUCCGAGCGUCAGGAGCGCCUCUCCAGCGGCGCUCUGCGGACCCUCGCCGACCUCUGACCUCAUGAACACGGACGGGACGCUGCUGCUGUUCCCGGGGAACUCCUGCUCUCGCACCGGCGACGGCGUGCGGCGAUCCGGCCCUCCGGGACACGACGGCAGCAACAAGCUGGAGGAGGACGACUCUCUGUCCACGCUGAAGGACAACAGCCACAACAGCAGCUUCGAGCUGGGAGGAUCCAUGAUCACGUCCUACCAGCCGGUGGGGAACCAGCGCUCGGCGGGCCGGGCCGUCCCCAACCCCUCCAUCUUCCGCUCGCCGUCGCCGUGCCUCUUCAGGCCCAGCUUCCUGGGCUCCGCCUCCAAGAGUUCCGGGAAGCUGUCGGAGCCGUCGCUCUGCCUCCCGGUGGAGGACUCCCAGGACCUGUACGCGCCGCCGUCUCCCGGCGCCGACCUGGGCGUGGCGGCGGCGUCCGGCCCCAGCCUGGGCGGUUACUCGCAGGGCCGCUUCUCGCUGGAGGACGACUCGCAGCUGCUGGACGCCGACGGCUUCCUGAACGUGGGGCCGCGGCCCGGCGCCGCCGGCCCCCACAAGAGGCAGCUGCUGCUGGACAGCCUGGACGAGAACGCCAUGGACGCCAACAUGGGCGAGCUGCUGGGCCUGUGCUCGGGCGGCUUCGGGCCGGCCGGCGCCACGCAGGACGAGCUGCUGGGGCUGUGCUCCGGAGCUUUCCCCACGCAGCCCGGCGACCGCCAGGCGGCGAGCGGCGGCGGCGGAGAGGAGGCGGAGGGCGAAGCGUCGGGGGACGCCAUGGAGGAGCUGCUGGGGCUCUGCUCCGGGAAGUUCCCCAGUCCAGCCUCGACACGAACGACUUCUCCUGCUCAGGACAGUAAAAAGAAACCGGUGGAGGAGGAAGAGGAGGAGGAGGAAGAAGACUGUGAGUUCCGGCUUCUGUCGGAUGUGGAAAGUGAUCGGGAGGACGAGGAGGGAGGGAGUGAUGAGGAGGAGGAGGGGGAAGACAACCAGGAAGAGGAGGAGGAAGAUAACCAGGUGGAGGAGGAGGAGAUGCAGGCCGUCUUCGCACCGCGGCAAAUCAAGAAGAAGAAGAAGAAGAAGAUGCGUCUCGCCGACUACCUGGACUCGGAGGCCGAGCUGUCGGGCAGCGACCUGGGGAGCGAGGACGAGGAGGAGGACGGGGGCAGCGAGUACGAGGAGGAGGAGCCGCUGGAGGAGCUGCCGUCCGACGAGGAGCUGCAGGACCAAGUCAACAAGAUCCACAUGAAGCAGGUUCUGGACGACGACAAGCGCCGCCUGCGGCUGUACCAGGAGCGCUACCUCGCUGACGGAGACCUGCACUCCGACGGUCCGGGCCGAGCUCGCCGCUUCCGCUGGAGGAACAUCGACGACGCCUUCGACAUGGACAGGACGGGAGCGGACGGCGAGGAGGAGGAGGAGGAGGAGGAAGUGGACCAGACGGAGAUCCAGCGGCGGAAGGAGCGGCUGGAGAGGGAGCAGUGGCUCCGAGAGCAGUCUGAGCACAGCGCCAAGCGAGGAGCGAACGCCGACCCCGACGACGACGAGAACAUCGGGGACGAGGACAGCCGCUUCAUGAAGCUCGCCAGGAAACUGACGGCCAGGACGCUGCAGAGGAAAGCCGAGCCUCCGGCGGCGCCUCAGCCGGAGAAAAAGACGGCGGCCGCUCUGAAUCCCUUCCUGAGACCCUCGCAGCCGUCACAGGUCCGCAGGGGCUCGCUGCUCAGCCAGCCCCACGCCGUCCUCCAGAAGCUGGCGUCCAUCUCGGAGGGAAACCCGCUGGCGCCCAGGAGCAGCCGGGGCUUCCUGUUCCAGACGCUGUCGCCGGAGAAGGACGGCGCGGCGUCCGGCGGCGCCCGGCAGCAGGUGGUGAAGAAGAGGGCCUCGGUGGACUCGGUGGCUCCGGCAGCGAAGAGGCUCUGCAGUGAGAACAGACCUGCAGCCGGGGUCAAAGGCCCCCAGAGGAGCGUCUUCUUCAGCCUGCUGGACCACUGAGGAGGAGGAGCAUCUUCAUCCUCAUCCUCCUCAGUUUCCUGGACUGGCUGCAGCGUCCAGCUCUCAGAAGCUCAUUCAGCUCUGUGUCUGUGUGGACUCUGCCAUUCUGGACUCUGUGGUUCCGGCCUCGGCGGUUCUGGACUCUGUGGUUCCGGCCUCGGCGGUUCUGGACUCUGUGGUUCCGGCCUCGGCGGUUCUGGACUGUGUGGUUCCGGCCUCGGCGGGUCUGCAUGUUUACACUGCCCGUAAGCGGCAGACUGAAGCGUCCCGCCUCAGACUCUCCUCUCCUGGCCGUCGGUGAACCUCAGUCCGGCUCUAAUCACUGACCUAUCAUGUAAAUAUGAACGGAUGUGUUUUUAACUUUCUGUGGCUCGUGGAUGUUUGGAUCUGUAAAUAAAAGUAUU
Molecule: messenger RNA, 4513 nt
Organism: Salarias fasciatus (jewelled blenny)
Lineage: Eukaryota; Metazoa; Chordata; Actinopteri; Blenniiformes; Blenniidae
Gene: clspn
Product: claspin
Biological process (GO): mitotic G2 DNA damage checkpoint signaling; activation of protein kinase activity; mitotic DNA replication checkpoint signaling
Molecular function (GO): anaphase-promoting complex binding
Source: RefSeq, a predicted model, not a curated record